GGAUGAGUUCCAAACCAAACAAGUCGGAAGAGACAUGGAACGCUUUAAAAGACAAAGAUAAAAUAAGAAUGGAUGCUGCAAAAGAAGUAGCAGCUAUUCUUUCUAAAGCAGAAAUAAGAACUACAGUGGAGAAGAAGAAGAAAGGCAAACACCAACACAAAUCUGAACAAACCAUUCUCAACGUAGAAUGGAUAGAGCAAGCAGUGGACUUUCAUAAUAAAAAGUUGCAAUCAAGAAAGGAAGAAAUGCUAUCUACAAUGUCAACUAUAUUUCCUACGGGUUCUUCUGCUUUAGAAGAGUUAAACAAGUCUUCUUUAAGCAUGGUUAGCUCCUUAAACGAAAUAGGAAAGGAGAUGGAAAAGUCAAAAGAACUUUUUGGUGACUUACCUAAGGAAAUUCGAGUGCUGCUUAGAGUUGCUGCUUACGUUAUUGCUGCACAAAGAGAUGCCGAGGAAAUGGCUCAAGUGGAAACGGAAGCUUCCAAAGUUAGUUCUUUAUUGGCCUUUGGAGAUGGACAAGAAUUGGAUAUCUUUCAAAUAGAUAGUGAUUUAAGAAGAUUAGCUUUGAAACGAGAACAAAUUAUUCAACGUUCGUUUGGAUGUUCUUCCAUGUCUUUGGCUUCCUCUUUGAAUGAUAAAAAGUCGGCUAUUGAGUCUUUGUGGCAACGUUCGGGAGGAACGGCAGAUGUAAAGUUGUUGGAAAUUUUGCGAAGUCGUGUACGCAAUUGUCUUCAUCUUUGUAAAAGUGACCCUGCUUGUCUAGUUGCUGCUUUAAGAAUAUUAGAGAAGAGAUCAUUGGUUCAAUUCAAGUUAGGCAUUGACUUUUAUAUGUUUGGAAAGUAUUCUGGAAUGGGAGAUAUUGCAACUACUAUUGUAACUUGGAGUGUACGUGAUGCUGUUGCAGAUCUUGCAUUGACUUUCGACAAGGAUGCAGCAAACACAAGAUUGGAUUCAUCUUCUCCAUCCACAACAACUCCCAUGAAAACACCUGUUUCAGCUUCUUCUAGUGGUGGUUCUACUUUAUCGUUUACUCCUAAAUCUGCAAAGACAGAAACAGGAGAUCUCAUAGAACAAGUACUGAACACUGCCGACCUACUGAUUGGAAACCUUACAUUUGUAGUAGAAGAGGUUGAAUCUCGGUUCCCUCCAAGACAUCGCGUAUUUCAUUUAUUUAUGACUGAAACAUACAAUCAAGUUGGAGCAUUACUUUGGUGGUUGGUUUCCAAGCUGAAAGAGCUUUCAAGUUAUGAUACUUUGGCAGUUAUUUCAUGGAUUGAAGAGUAUCAUGAACACCUUCCGAAUCUUGUGCCACCCAAUCAAGUUUCAAACUUUACUUUGGAAGGUCCAUUGGAAAGACUGUCUGAAGGAUAUGCCACUCGUGCAAAGGAAUUGAUGAAGAAAUGGAUUGCAAAUGUUGUAAAAGUGGAUAAGACAAGUCUAUUGGAAUCCACAGAACAAGGCACAUUAUAUUCUAAUGGUCCUUCGGAUGUCUUUCGUAUUAUCAAUGAACAACUAUCAAUUGUUGCAGAACAUGCCAAACAUGGAAGUCAAUUGUUGGUUUCCAAUGUCUGUGAUGCUUGUGCAGAAUGUUUAUUGGAAUAUCGAAAGCUGAGUGUGUUAUCUUUAAUGGGCAUUGAAACAGAAGAUGGUGCACUUGAGAGAUAUUGUGCUAUGUGUAAUAAUCAUCGACGUUGUGGCUUAUUGUCUUUACAAUUCCUUCAACGUGCAAAUGAACUUUUGGGUACCAACUUUGGACAAGAUUCUCCAGGAGAAGUAAAAUCAGCUUCACAGUUGAAUGAGAAUCACAACGGCUUGGAUGAAAAGGAAUAUGCAAUUCAAGAAAAAGAUUCAAAAGAACGAACACUUGACUUGUCAUCUUUACCUUUUCUAUUUGCUAUUUCUGCUUCCUUCUGUUCCAAACUGGUUGUGCAAGUAAUCUUUUUGGAUCUCAGUGAAGCAUCCAAUCUAUGGCCAUACUUAUUUACGGAAGAAUGGGAGAAUGGUACAGAGCCUAUUGCAGAAUCAGUUAUUGAAACUAUCAAAGACUUUUUUGAAGAUAUCGAAGAAUUUAUUGAACAUAAAGAAGAUAAGCAAGCCGCUGCACUUGCUAUUGCUCAAACUAUUUCUGAAACAUAUCUAAAAGAAGCGGCAGAACGUUUCGGUAGUGGUAAGAAAUUGCGACGAUUACUUAGUGGUUUUAGAGGAGACAGACAUAAACAACGCUUGAACGAUAUGGAUGAUGAAGAAAACACCAUAGGCAAUAAUGAAUCAAAAAGGCGUUCUGCUAAGAGGUUAUUUGGAAAACGUUGUAUUGAAAGACUUCGCGCCGAUUUGGAGGCAUAUUCUAAUUAUUUCAAGGAACUGGGUAAGCCAACAGAAGUGAGCAAGAGACUGGUGGGUAUGGAUACCUUGGCUGAUUUAUUGGAGUCUUCAUCGCCUACUGCAGUUUCAGUGGUAUAUACACGAUUGGUUCGAUAUUUGUUACAAAAAUGGGAGGAAUCACAAAGUGGAGCAGAUAAUUAUUUGGAGCAGAGUCGAGGUGCGGCUAGUAGUGUGUUGCCAAAAGCUGAACGAUUAUUGCAUGCGUACCGACCUACUAGCCUCCAGAGGCUUUUUACUCACAAGUUUGAAGCAAGUCGUCUGAAAGAGUGUAGCGCCGAAUUGAAAAGGAUUUGGAAGGAAUAUGGACCUUCUGCAAUAGGGAAGGAAGGAAUAAUGGUACUUCACGACGAUGAAGAAUCUGAAUCGGAGGAAAUGAUAUGAAAGAAGAAAAAAUGCUAUGCUCAU
This is a messenger RNA of Galdieria sulphuraria, 2786 nucleotides long. RefSeq lists its product as uncharacterized. Gene Ontology annotation, cellular component: exocyst. Gene Ontology annotation, biological process: exocytosis; exocyst localization. Bases 3 to 2762 code for a protein of 919 amino acids. The transcript is spliced from 4 exons. NCBI's taxonomy places the organism in Eukaryota, Rhodophyta, Bangiophyceae, Galdieriales, Galdieriaceae. The record is from RefSeq and is a predicted model, not a curated record. Gene Ontology annotation, molecular function: SNARE binding.